AUGGAUCGUCCAGAGCCAGAAAGGACAGAAAAUUGUUCGAUGUGUUUCGCUAAAAUCUUAGACGGCGAUUUAAUAUCGCAUAUCGUACGCUACCACAAAUUCGAACGACAGUUUCAAGUUCAAUGUAAACACGACGGAUGUGGUACAACUUUCAAUAAAUGGAAGACAUUUCGCCAACACCUUUGGCGAAAUCACCGAAAUAAUGCACUCGAGACGGUGGAAGAAAUAGAGCCUGUUAUUCAUCAUCCUGAUGUACAUGACGAGCAUGAUGUAAACGAUCGCAACGAAGUACACGAAGAGCCACACAUUACUCCAAUAGAACAACUUCAAUGGCAUGCAGCACAAUUUCUUCUGCAUAUUCGAGAAAGCUGCAAGAUUUCUCAAACUGCUGUUGAUUGUAUAAUUGACGGUGUUCAGAAUUUACUGUCUGUGCAUUCGUCCAUUAUACUGAAUGAUCUUCAGCAGCAAGUAGAUCAUGCGACAAAUUGUCUUGAUUUUGACACUGUGAAGGAGAUGUAUGAACAGAGGUACCCUUCCUCAAUGCUGUUCUCCAAAGUGCGUUCGAAGUACUGUCUUGACAAAAUGCUUGUUGAGGAACUUCAUAUGGUGAUGCCACAAAAACUCGUUCUUUAUAAGGAACUUGCAUGGGUUAAAAAGAAACAAACUCCAUGUAUACGGGACUUAGUCGAGGUUCAACGUUGUGCAUACAUUGUACCGUUUCUGGCCAAUCUAAACAUGCUCCUAUGUAACGAUGAAGUACGGCUUAAUGUGGAAAAUGCGAGGGCACAAGAAGGUGAUGUGCUAAAGUGUCAGUGCAAAAAGUCCAUGUUUUACUGGACUCUUGCGAAUAUCCCUCCUGAAGUACGAUCGACACAGAAUACAGUCCAAUUAUUAGCAAUCGUCAAAACCGAAUAUUUGAAAAAAGGUGGGCUUCAAAAGGUACUAGAACCAUUCAUCACUGAUAUUAUAACUCUGCAAACCCAAGGAAUCACUGUAAAUGUCACGGAACAGGAGAAAAAGGUUUUUAAAGGAUCACUUCUAUUUUGCGCGGGGGAUACUCCGGCAUCUGCGCUGAUGGGCGGCUUUAAAGAGUCCGUAUCAGCUUAUCGUCCAUGUCGCCAAUGUAUGACGACGAAACACAACUGGAAGACGAAUUUCUCAGAAGACAAUUUCAUGUUGCGAGACUAUGCAACUCAUGAAGAUCAUAUAGCAGCAAUUAGUGAACUCCAUGUUCCGAAGAACACUAUCGAUUUUUGGAAAAAACGAUACGGUAUCAACAACAGAAGCCCAUUAUUGGAUAUACCAAAUUUCGACGUGACUACCUGUUUACCUCAAGACACGAUGCAUGUCUUGAUCGAAGGCAUCGCUGUAAUUGCUUGUCGAAAAUUGUUGACAUUUUGCAUAGAAGAGAAACAUCUUUUCACGUUAGACGAAUUCAACGAUCGCCGCAGUCACUUCAACUACGGACCUUUGCAAUCGGACGCACCUGGAGUUAUAUUACAAGAUCAUCUCCAUGCAAACGAUCAUUUAUGUCAAACAGCAUCACAGAUGAUUGCCUUGGUUCAUAGCUUACCAUUUUUAAUUGGUGAAUGGACAAUAGAUAAGGAAGAAGAAGAUAUUUCUGAGCGAAUGGAGUGCCACUCCCUUCUUUUACAAAUACUGAAUAUUUGCUUGGCAUACGAAGUUCGUAUAGAAUCUGUUGACCUGUUGGCUCGUAUGAUAGAGUUGUACAUUCAACGGUUUCAGCGCCUCUAUCCUGCAGAUUGUAUAGUGCCAAAAUUUCAUUUCCUCACUCAUAUACCGCGAUGCAUCCGAAAAUUUGGACCAGCACGACAGCAAUGGUGUUUUCGCUUUGAAGCUGCCCAUGCUUACUUCAAAUCGUUGGUACCAGUCGUAAACAAUUUUAAGAAUAUGGCCUAUACCUUGGCCUAUCGACACCAGGCACGAUUAUGUUCAAGACUCGCAACAUAUCCUGGCGCGCCCGCAAAAAAGUUCUUGUAUCAAGGCGAUAAAAUAUCUCCCGGAGUUACGUUGCUAUUAAAUAAUCUGCCAAAUGCAAGAAUAUUUCACAGAUUCGUAGCUGAAGCUGACAGAGACACAUGUCUAAUAUUGCGGACACCUAAGGUAGUUAUCUACGGUACCACGUAUAAACCAAAGUCCGUUAUUCUCAUGGAAUGUAAUGAUCUCACUGCCUCUGUUUAG
Molecule: messenger RNA, 2202 nt
Organism: Vollenhovia emeryi
Lineage: Eukaryota; Metazoa; Arthropoda; Insecta; Hymenoptera; Formicidae
Exons: 4
Coding region: 1-2202 (733 amino acids)
Source: RefSeq, a predicted model, not a curated record